AGCCGCCCGGCGGGGCAGGAGGCGCUGGUGGGGCCGGGCCCGCCAUGGACCGGAGGAAGAAGCCGCUGGACGUGGCCGCGUCCUCGCUGGUAGAUCUCAAAGCCGAACUCUUCCGAAAGCAAGAGGAGUUCAAGAAAGAAAAGCUGCUGAAAGAUGCUGGCGUCUUUGCAAAGCCCAGAACCUUUAAUAAGAAACCAAAUAUCUGGGCCAAACAGAACACCGGAGUUGUAAAUCGAGCUGCAAAAGAUGUUGAGCAGAAGGCAGAAGAGCAGGAUAUAUUGGAUAAAUCAAGGAAGAAGCUUGAAGAGAAAGCAAAGCUGUAUGAGAAAAUGGUAAAAGGAGACUUCCCAGAUGAAGAAACUGAGGAUUUGUACCUGGUGGAUUUCACUCAGAAGAUCAUAGACAAACAGCACGAAGUACAGGAGCUGCAUCAGAGCGAAGCUGCUGGGAAGACUUCAGAAAGAGACACAGAUGAGGAGGAAACUCAGCUUGAAGCAGACAUUCCACCACCAGAGGACCCGGAUGAGGAAUGGGUUGAUUAUGUUGAUUUCUUGGGCCGAUCUAGACGCUGUAUGAAGAAGGAUUUACCAAGUCUACUUAAAAUGGAUCAGGAACUUCAAGGGAAAAGACAAGAACCUGAUGGGAAUACUCUGUUAUCUGAAGACAUGAGAAGAGAGCUUCAGAGGCAGCAGUGGGAAAAGGAAGAAGAAGAAGCCCUCAGAAAACCCAUGGGACCCAUACAUUAUGAGGAUAUUCGAGAAAAUGAGGCCAGGCAGCUCGGUGUUGGUUAUUUUGCCUUUUCUCGAGACCAGGAACUCAGGCAUAAACAACGGGCAACCCUGGAUAUGCUGAGGGAGCAGACGCUUGAUCAGAGAAAUAAACGUGAACAGCUGAAGGAGAAGAGGAAGGCAGCUCUAGAUGCAAGGCUGUCCAAACUUCGAGCACGGAAGAUUAAAAAGUUAAGGGAAGCUGGAUUAGAGGAAGAGGCAGAAAAACUGGAGAAUGGAGAGGUGAAAGGUGCUGCUGAGGAACCAGAACCUCCUAAGGUUACUGCAGCAAGUAGGAAAGUAGAGGUUAUCAUCCAGGAGAGGAGAGAUACAAAGCCUGGAGUGCCUUAUGUCCGAGAGUGGGAUAAAGGCAAAGAACUGAUGUUUGGACAAUGGGAAAAGAAACAGGAAGAACUAAGAGAUGAGCGAGACCCAGAAUUUGCACCACCAUCUAAUUACUUUUUGGGACAAAAGAAAGAUGAUUAUUACCGAAGUCAGAAUUUGAACAGUUCUGAAACAACCUCUGAAAAACUGGAAACGGAGGGAGCACAAAACAGACAGAGGCCAUCGGUGCAGGGCAGCAGCAGCGCUGGCGACGUGCCACUGUCAGCACAGGCUUCCAACAGCAACAUUCCAGAUAAGCCAGGGUCAGCAGAGCCCGGUGACCAUGACACUCAGGGCGUGUCAUCAGCAGAGGAUGACAGCAGCGACGAUGAGGACGUGCUACCACCAGCACAGGCUUAUGGCUACGGUGCCCGAGCUGUGCCACCACCACUGCGGGGUUAUGGCUACAGCACCCGGGGCGUGCCACCGCCCAUGCCAGCCUACGGCUACGGCGCUCCUGAGGUGCCCUUCCCAGUGCAGGCUUACGGCUAUGGAGCACCAGGAAUGGUGCCACCAAUGCACGGGUAUGGCUACGGCACUCCUGAGAUACCCUUUGCGAUGCAGGCAUAUGGCUACAGCAGCCAGGAUGUGCCGCUGGGAAUGCAAACCUGUGGAUGCAGCACCCAGGGUGUGCCACCAGGAAUGCAGACCUGUGGAUGCAGCACCCAGGGUAUGCCACCAGGAAUGCAGACCUGUGGAUGCAGUACCCAGGGUAUGCCACCAGGAAUGCAGACCUGCGGCUUCAGUGCCCAGGAUAUGCCACCAGGAACACAGGUCUGUGACCUCAGCAGCCAAGAUGUGCCACCAGGAACAGACACCUGCGGUAGCAGCACCCAAGAGAUGCCACCAGGAACAGACACCUGUGUCAGCAGCACCCAGGAUGUGCCACCAGGAACAGACACCUGUGUCAGCAGCACCCAGGAUGUGCCACCAGGAACGCAGGCCAGUGGCUGCAGCACUCAGGAUGUGGCACCCCCAGUGCAGACCGACAGCAGUGAUAUGCCAAAUCAGGAACCACUUUACCAAAGUUUAGAUGAUAUGCUCUCUUAUUAUAGACAAGUGACUUGAGCUGAGCAAAAAGAUAAACAAGAACCAUGAUCUAAAGUACUGAAAUAUAAUUAGUGCUCAGCAGAAUUAAUAUUUUCCCACAUAUGGGAAAAAUAAGUUUCUGUAAGUACAUCAGAAUAAAUCUCCUGGACACUUAAGCUGUUUUACAUCACAGCUAUAUUUUGCCCUGUUGUUUUUUGCUGGUUUUUUUUGUUCUUACCUCUUUACUAAAAUUUAACUCUGAUAUUUACACCUGAACUUAAGGGUAUAUUAAUAACUUUCUUUCAAGAGAUAAACUCCUUUAGUUCGUUGCUCCCAGGUGGCUUCUGGUUUAGAGGUAUUACAAGUUCAGUCACAUGCAUAGAAACUGUAUGGAAAUGGUAAGUCCUCUGCUGUCAAAUACAGAAUGAUUCUAUUCCUUACUUAAUCACCUGUCUUUUCUAAGUGCAGAAUAUUAUCUAGUGAACAGUGGUGGUUCACAUGGCCUCUGCAUUCCUGAGGUCCAUAUAUAACUCAUAAUUCUGUGCAGCAUUUUAGGGUGGAGACAUUGCAGAAAUCGAUAAAUAAUGAUGGGUAGGCUAAAAAUAAACACAUCACUGAAGCAGAAGCCUUGACACCUCACAUUACUGUCUUACUAGUUUAGAAAAUCCUCUCAUAAUUCUCCAAGUUUUCCAUGUUUUUCUUGCAUAAGGAAUUACAUAUAUGGCUUUGUUUCACACAUUUUUUUUUCCCCAAAAAACUGUGAUACUGGAGUCAUUAAA
Messenger RNA from Poecile atricapillus (Black-capped chickadee), 2959 nucleotides. It is a transcript of the gene CCDC174, whose product is annotated as coiled-coil domain containing 174. The record is from RefSeq and is a predicted model, not a curated record. The transcript has 11 exons. NCBI's taxonomy places the organism in Eukaryota, Metazoa, Chordata, Aves, Passeriformes, Paridae. Gene Ontology annotation, cellular component: nucleus. Bases 45 to 2219 code for a protein of 724 amino acids.